ACAACUUGAGCGGUAAAUUUUGUGCUCCAUGUGGCGUAGUAAUGAUACACUUUCCAUGACAAAAACUCCCAUUUAUUCAAACUUUCUAACCACUUUAGAAUUUAGGAAUCCUUCCUGAUGUAUGAUAAAUGGUAUUCGCAAAGGAUUACCCUCGUUUUAGAGCUUCUUAGUUCGCAUUUUUAAAAGUUUUAUGCUUCGCGUUGAACUUUUUUGUAACCGGCUUGAGCUGAUGAAUUCAAGACAAACGGAAGCAAAACGGUCACAAAUAUGGCCAGUAAGAAGAUGGUCACUGCGGGCCACAUCAGUGGCACAGAUAAUCCAGACAUACGAGAGCACUCUAGUCCCGAAGCUGACAUUGUUUAUGAAAUAAUAGACGAUGUUGUUCUUGGCUUGUGUUUUGAGAUGCAUAAAGCUAUUAAAAUGGGAACAUUUGGAGUAGAGGACGGGGAUGGCGAGACUGCUAAACAGUAUGAUGUUGUUGAUGUUGAGGGACUUGAUGUCUUUGGGCAAGUUCCUCUAAAGAAACCAUUAGAGUGCAUUUGUCCUAACUGCCAACGCAACAUGGCUGCAUCAAGAUUUGCUCCUCAUUUAGAAAAGUGUAUGGGUAUGGGAAGAAAUAGCAGCAGGAUAGCAAGCAGAAGACUAGCAACAAGUGGUAAAUUGAUGGAGGAGGAUGAUGAUGAUAGUUAUUUUGAUGAUGACUGGACAUGGAACAAUGAUAAAAAACCAGGGAGGAAAAACAAGAGAGAAAAGCCUGGUAAUUCUCCUAGAAGAGCAAAAGCUCCUAGAAAAAAUGGUGAGGCAGGAACUCCAAGACCAGCAACACCAAGCUCCGUCAACAGUGGAGAAAUGCCAGCCACCAGGGGACCAACUGUAGCAGCCUUUGAAGCACUUAGUAUAGAUGAGAAGAAAACUCUGUUACUACAAACUUGUGGUGUGAUUUCUGAACAUACUGGGAGAAUGUGUACAAGAUCUCAACGAUGUCCACAGCAUUCUGAUGACCAAAGGAAAUCGGUUCGACAGCUAAUGCUGGGCCAACAACCUACCACAGAUGCAUCGACAACAUCAACAACGAGACUUCGUCCUGAUGGGAGUUCAUAUGAUGCUGAUGAUGUCAUAGAUGUAGAUAGUUAUGAAGAUGGUGAUGGGCCGUUAUUACGAGACAACCUAAGCAGGUUGUCUUGGGAAGAAGAAUCUAACGCCUCGACAGGAGACGAUAAUUCACCAGCAGCAUUUGGUUCUGCUGCACUUACCAAGAAAAAGAGAAAGAAAAAAGCUAAACAUAAAAGACGUCUAAGAUGAGGAACUAUAGAUUUAUGGGUGAUUUUGUCAGCCGUGAUUUGACGUGUGCUUUUCCUUUGGCGUAAGCUUGCUUCUUGCGUAUAGCAGCUUUGCAUGCUUUUCUGCCUAUAGCCAUGCUGAAUGGUAAGGCUCUUCCGAGGAACUAAAUUUAUUGGCCCUGUCAUCCAAAAUGGCGGCCGUCAAGGGGUCGUGCCAAAUUGCCAUUACUGUUGCAAUAAGCGGUGAUUUAACAGAAGAGCAGAAUUUCUUACAACUGCGGAAUGUUACGGUAUCUUGGCUUUCAAAUGGCUUCCGCUGUACUGCGACCAAUCACGAAAGGAGGAAAUAUAUACCAUCCAUUGAUGAUGGAAAUCCACGAGCAAUGGUUCGCACUUCACCAUACACGAGCAUAGGAAACAUAGGCAUAGGUACAAAGGUGGCGGCUUUCAUUUGUUUUCAUGGCGUAAAUUGUUUAGCCUCACUACAAACACUAAAUCUGCUUUUGUCACUUUUUGUAUUGUAAUCUGGGUAUGACGUCAUACACUCCACACAUCAUUCAGUCAAUCGAAACUGUAAGGCCCCGUCCACACGUGUCCGGAAAUGUUUUUAUGCGCAAAUUGUUUUUGCGGAUACGAAAAUGUUUGCGUCCACACGCAGCUUAUUCGAAUCGUUUUCACCGUCCACACGUAU
Messenger RNA from Actinia tenebrosa (Australian red waratah sea anemone), 1971 nucleotides. RefSeq names its product ataxin-7-like protein 3. Gene Ontology annotation, cellular component: DUBm complex; SAGA complex. Gene Ontology annotation, molecular function: transcription coactivator activity. NCBI's taxonomy places the organism in Eukaryota, Metazoa, Cnidaria, Anthozoa, Actiniaria, Actiniidae. The record is from RefSeq and is a predicted model, not a curated record. Gene Ontology annotation, biological process: regulation of transcription by RNA polymerase II; positive regulation of DNA-templated transcription.